GGAUCUGGGUCUGGGAGGUGGUGUCACCGAGCGCGGUGUUACUGAGGGAGUGGCAGGAAAUGGAGGCCUGAGCCGAGGCAUCUGUGCAGACAGCCGUGCUUUUGCGCGGGGCCCGCUUGACUUAGGUGUAGGCAGUCCUUUGAGGGGGCCCAUCAGCUGGGCAGGAACUUCCUGUCUAAGUUGGGGAGCUUCUCUCUGGAGAGCAGCCCCUAACCCCCCCCCCCCUUUUUUCCCCUCUCUGCUGCAGGGAUCUGCUACACCAUUUUUGACUUGGGCUUCCGCUUUGAUGUGGCAUGGUUCUUGACAGAGACUUCCCCCUUCAUGUGGUCAAACCUGGGCAUUGGCUUAGCUAUCUCCCUGUCUGUGGUUGGGGCAGCGUGGGGCAUCUAUAUUACUGGCUCAUCCAUCAUUGGGGGAGGGGUGAAGGCCCCUCGGAUCAAGACCAAGAACCUGGUCAGCAUCAUCUUCUGUGAGGCUGUGGCUAUCUACGGCAUCAUCAUGGCAAUUGUCCUUAGCAACAUGGCUGAGCCUUUCAGUGCCACUGACCCCAAAGCCAUUGGCCACCGAAACUAUCAUGCAGGCUACUCCAUGUUCGGAGCCGGCCUCACUGUGGGCCUGUCUAACCUCUUCUGUGGCGUCUGCGUGGGCAUCGUGGGCAGUGGGGCCGCCCUGGCUGAUGCCCAGAACCCCAGCCUCUUUGUGAAGAUUCUUAUCGUGGAGAUCUUCGGCAGCGCCAUCGGCCUCUUUGGGGUCAUCGUCGCGAUCCUACAGACCUCCAGAGUGAAGAUGGGUGACUAGACGGUCUGUGUGGGGCCGCGCCCCACUCUUAUUUAUUUGUGGUUUUCCUGGGGCAGCUGGAGCUGUGCCCCUUUCGCAGGGCUCGGUGUUCUGGGCCCUCCCUGCACUCACUUCUUGCUGCCUGUCGACUUGGAGGCACUGCCUGGCUGGAUCCUCAGUGUGGGGAGUGGGCUGCUGAUGACUGUGCAGCUCUGCACCUGCGUCCCACCUCCACCCCCAACCUGUCUUCCCAGUGUUUGUGAAAUAAAUGUGGUAUUUGUCUGGGUCA
Messenger RNA from Myotis brandtii (Brandt's bat), 1066 nucleotides. It is a transcript of the gene ATP6V0B, whose product is annotated as ATPase, H+ transporting, lysosomal 21kDa, V0 subunit b. Gene Ontology annotation, biological process: proton transmembrane transport. The transcript has 7 exons. The record is from RefSeq and is a predicted model, not a curated record. Gene Ontology annotation, molecular function: proton-transporting ATPase activity, rotational mechanism. Gene Ontology annotation, cellular component: proton-transporting V-type ATPase, V0 domain. NCBI's taxonomy places the organism in Eukaryota, Metazoa, Chordata, Mammalia, Chiroptera, Vespertilionidae. Bases 322 to 798 code for a protein of 158 amino acids.